This is a messenger RNA of Aspergillus affinis, 2307 nucleotides long. RefSeq lists its product as uncharacterized. Gene Ontology annotation, molecular function: oxidoreductase activity. The transcript has 3 exons. Lineage: Eukaryota; Fungi; Ascomycota; Eurotiomycetes; Eurotiales; Aspergillaceae. Bases 1 to 2307 code for a protein of 768 amino acids. The record is from RefSeq and is a predicted model, not a curated record.
AUGAUCCAUCCCACCACUCCAUAUCAAGUCCCAACUCUGAGCACCAUCAAAUUCAAUUCACCCGUCCGUCUACAGUCCAGCUCGAUAGAUGCGAUGCUCCGACCCAAAAAAGUUGCCAUAAUUGGCGCGGGACCCUCCGGCCUCGUCGCCCUAAAAACCCUCCUCCAUAAUUACCCCGAAGGCACUUUCUCCGCGACGAUCUUCGACAAAGCGCGAUCGAUCGGCGGAUUAUGGCCUUCUACCAGCAGUAGCAGCAGCAGCAGCAGCACUCGACGGACGAAUCAGGAUGGGGAUUUAGCAGCGGCUCGCGGGUUGAUCGAUCCGAUGAUGCGGACGAAUCUGAGCCGGUUUACGGUGGGGUUCUCGGAUUGGGCCUGGGAGUCUGUGCUUCGUGAGGAGGGAGGGGGUGUGGUUCCAAUGUUUCCGCAGGCGUGGCAGGUGGCGAGGUAUCUUGGGGGUUAUGCGGGGCGGGAACAUCAAAAGGAAAAGGAAGAGAAGGGUAGCUCGGCUGAGACUGAAGAGCAAGAACUGCAUUCGGAAGAAUUUGACUACCUCCUCGUCGCGUCGGGAUACUUCUCGAGACCGCAUAUCCCCGACAUUCCCGGACUAUCCGACUUCUCUGCCCAGACUGUCCAUAGCUCAUCUCUGCACAAUGAAGGCGACAUGCAGCGGCUUCUCGAGCGAGCAGGCUCCCAAGGGGGCAAGUUAAUCGUCAUCGGAGGGAGUAUGUCAGGUGUCGAGACGGCGUCUGCGCUAGCAACGCACUUGUCAUCGAUGAACUUCACGCCGGGGGUAUCUUCCCAGGCUGGAAGGGCAUACGAAGUGCACCAUAUAUGCUCGCGGCCAUUCUGGACAGUGCCGUAUUAUCUCCCGCACACAACGCCACAGACAGAUACGCAAGAUGGCAGCAUGCAGUUCCUGCCCCUGGAUCUAGUCUUCUAUGAUUUGUCGAGACGCCCUCCUGGACCGAUUGAGUAUGGGUUCGGUCCUGCCUCGGCACAGCAAGUGACCAAGGUGAAUCAAUAUUUCCAGGCUCUGCUGGGAAGCGACUACAAGAACGUCGGAGAGAAGGUGUUCAGUUUAGAUAAUGGGGCGAGUGAACCAAUCCAGCCAUCAUGGAUCGGAAUCGGAGACGACUAUGCGGAAUAUGUGCGCUCAGAGUCUAUCCGUACGACCAUCGGUCGAGUCAGUGCCGCUCAUGUCUCUGAGACCGGCAAGGCGAGAAUCAAUAUACAAUCUGCAGACGGUAACACCACCUCCUUAGAUGAUGUCGCUGCAAUUAUAACGGCGACGGGAUUCGCGCCGUUCUCAUCCCUCGAUUUCCUACCUGCUGAUGUGCUCGCGACGCUGGAGUACUCGGCAACUGAUGCAUUCUUCCCAGUCGUUCUUGACGGGAAAGGAAGCACGAAUGCCCAGCUACCAGACAUUGGGUUUGUAGGGUUCUACAGAGGACCCUAUUGGGGCGUGAUGGAAAUGCAAGCGCGAAACGUCGCAGAGGGUUGGUUUCGAUCAGAGUCAGAACCGGAACUCUCUUCAGCCGAGAUGGUGGAGAAAAAGAGGCAGGAAAGACAGACAGUUCGUGACUUUCGCAGAGCCGGAUCGACCCUGCAAUUUCCCAUGGGUGACUAUGUCGGGUUGAUGGAGUCGUUUGCUAGGGACGUGCGAGUGUCUCGAUCUCCGCUGGACACUGGGGAGUGGCCUGGUCCGGUGAUCCCGGCUCGUUAUACGAACGAGAACUGCAAAGAGGACAAGAGCAUGCAUAGGGAGGCAGCAACCACGAUCAACUCACUACGAGGAACACUUUUUCCCGAACCCGGAUCGUCUAGCUUGGCUAUGGCAUCGGCGACAUUCAGAGCGCUUCAUGGGACCUGGCGGUUCACUCGGACUUCCAUCAACGAGGAUCGUAUUUCUGGAACAACGACCUUCCAUCCCCGGUAUCCGUCGAGUCAAGAGUACGAAAAAGAGUACAUCAGCGAGGAACGCCUGCAGAGCUCAGAUGAGAUAGCUAGGUCAGUUUAUCGACUCGCUAGGGAGGGCUCAAACCCGCAUAUCGGCAUAUGGGAUGUCGAUCUAACUGUAGAUCCCCACUCGGCAUCUCAGUUCUCCCAUGGAUUUUGUCUCGCACCGGCACAGCUGGACAAAGACAGCGAGAAAUAUGUGGUGCAUGCCACUGCAGAUGCAGAUGACCAGGGUCCUCGAUACGAGUAUGCCUUCCAACUGGAGGGCGUGACUAUCUCAUCUUGGACGUGUACGGUGAUUGGCACGAACGGAUCUACCAAGACCACGACCGUCUAUACUCGACAGUGA